This is a messenger RNA of Selaginella moellendorffii, 1194 nucleotides long. Its product is annotated as intraflagellar transport protein 74 homolog. The coding region runs from base 1 to 1194 and encodes 397 amino acids. The record is from RefSeq and is a predicted model, not a curated record. Gene Ontology annotation, biological process: intraciliary transport involved in cilium assembly; cilium assembly. The transcript has 8 exons. NCBI's taxonomy places the organism in Eukaryota, Viridiplantae, Streptophyta, Lycopodiopsida, Selaginellales, Selaginellaceae. Gene Ontology annotation, molecular function: beta-tubulin binding. Gene Ontology annotation, cellular component: cilium; centrosome; intraciliary transport particle B.
AUGCGUCCACGGAUCCAUCGCCUUUGGGCACCCCUCGUGUACCGUCCAGCCGCCAUGCCCGGCCCUCCUCCUCCAACAGCCCUUUGCGCCCGUCUUCGGCCAGGAGCCUCGUCAAGGGGCGCCCCGCCACACCAGGUCUGCUUACACGUUCUUGGAUCGUUUACACCUUGUUUCCGACCAGGCUCUCCGAGCAUCAACACCGAUGUCAAGGCUCUAGGCCCUGGCCGACAAAUUCUCGACCGGUCCUACUACGUAGGGAAAUUGCGCUCCAAGAAGCAAGAGCUGCAGCAAGAGAUCGAGCGAAUGGUGGAGGAGGUUGAGCAACUGGAGAAGGAGAGGUUCGCCAGUGUGCAUGUCGGGCAGAAGCAGAAAGCUCUAGCGGAGGAAGUGCAGGGACUGAAGCUGCAGCUGCUCGACUAUACUGUAGUCAUGGAAAAGGUUAGCGCAAACCGGAGGCUUCAUGUGGUAUGUAACUUGUUGAAGCAGGCACCGGAAGCAAAGGUGCAGUACGUGGAACUCCAGCAAGAGUACAGGAAACUGGAGACAGAAGUGGAGAGACUGCAAUCACUUAUUGGCGAGAUCGGCACGUCAAAUGAAGAGUUGGAACAGAUUAGGCAGGAUAAUCUGGAGAUCAUCAAAGCGGAAGAGAAAAGCCAAGUACUUGAGAGCGAAAUACACUUUCACGAAGGGAAAAUUGCCGAAGCAGAACGGUCCAUUUCAGAACUAAAAGAGCUGGAGUUUCAUCGCGGGGAAUUGAAGCAGCUGGACGAUUUAGAAGCCAGAACCGAGACGGACAUAUCAUGCACAAAGCAGGCCAUCAGUUUGCUCGAAAACGAGAUGGAAGAUUUCAAACGCCUCGAUGGGAGCAGAUCCCAGUGUGAUGCGAAAUGCGCGAAAUUAGAAGCCGAGAAGCAGAAGAUCGAGGAGAAGAAGGCAUUUCUCCAGGAGCAAGUGAGGGAGCAAGUCGAGAAGCUCGAGGCUUUCAGCCAGAUUUUGGAUGACAGCGAUCUGCAUAGGAACCUGGAGGACUUGAAGACGAGGUUCCACGCGUUACAAAGCAGCAACCAAGUGCUCCAGGAAGAAGUUGAGACCAAGGAGCGAGAGCUAAACUACGGCCUUGUGCUGGAGAACAUACGGUUCAUGGUCUCGCAGCUCAACAGCGAGAUCAAAAAUAGCCAGAUGCAAAGCUAUUGA